CAGGGUCUCAAGUCCAGAAUCACCAGCUUGGACUGAUAAGUAAUUCACACACUGAACUCACUCCAUAAAUGAUCAGCUUCCUUCUUUUAUACAUCAAGUUUCUUUUGGCAGGUUAAAACAAAUGGCAUUUACAAGAUUGAUCCGGUCAAGAUUGAUCCAGUCAGUAGUUUUUCAAAGGCAGCUCCAUGUCAUCUCAAGAUCAUCCACCAACAUCAAACCAGCUUCUCCAACUCCCUCGAAGCUCAACCGAUACAACAUUCCUUUAUAUGAUCGCAUGGCUGCAGAUGCUCAUAUGCCGUUGCUUUUAUUGUAUCCCAGCUACAACUCUGAUCAUAGUCUCAAACUGAUUCCAGAUGAUGCAUCAUUGUCAGAUCUUCUGAAGAAGUCUUUGUCAGAGACACUGUCUAAGUAUUACCCGUUUGCUGGAAGGCUACGCUCUGGAUCCUACGUUGAGUGCAACGAUGAAGGGGUUCAUUUUGUUGAAGCUGAAAUUGGAUGCAAGUUGUCAGAAGUUCUGGAAAAAGCUCCUGUUAAGGAAGAAGAAGAAGGCUUAGGCCAUCUCUUUCCGGCUUGCACAAUUUGGAAUCAUUCAUCUAAGAUGUAUCCUGGUGUCGUAAUGCACGUUCAGCUUAGCCAUUUUACUUGUGGAGGAGUAGCCAUUGCAGUUACCCUUCAUCACCAUCUCGGAGAUGCUCUUACUCUGUGCUCAUUUCUAAGGUACUGGGCAAAUUUGUCACUCCACUCCGGUGACCACAAGAAGUUAUUACAUCUCUGUCCGCGUUUGGUGAAUGAGCUGCUGCCUCCCUCUGAUGAUGAUUCAAUCAAAAAUAUUUCAUAUCCUGAUAAGAAUUGGACCACUAAGGAGGUGGUAUUUCCCAACAGAAAGCUAGCAGAACUGAAGGUGGUUGUAGGAAAUGAAGACAAGCUCGAUGGCAUUGCAGAAGAUCAAAAAUACACCCGCAAUGAGCUCCUGACUGCACUCCUUUACAGAUGUCUUGUAGCAGCGGUAGCUGAGACUAAUACAGGAGCGGACAAAGGAUCAGUUCUGAUUAGAGGUGUAAACGUAAGGCCUAUGCUUGAUCCGCCAUUGCCAGAAACAAGUGUGGGGAAUAUUGUAACUGUAAACUACAUUCCAACAAGCACAGAGAGUGAGACCAAGUACAGAACGCUGGUGGCGCGGAUGAGGGAAGAGAAGAGGCGGCUCAGAGGAAUCAAAAAUUUAGAUGGACAUGAACUGGGACCAAAGUUAGUUGAGUUCAGUAAAAAUAACUACAGGUUCUUCAUUAUCAGCAGCAUAUGUAAUUUUCCAAUAUAUGAGGCGACGGAUUUCGGGUGGGGAAAGCCGAUCAAAGCCAUUCUUGUUGACACGGGGAUGGUCGAUAUCAUUUCUUUGAUGGAUACUGCGAAUGACGAAAUUAGAGCUGUUGUAGGAUUGGGAGAGCAGGAUAUGAAAAAUUUUCUAGCACAGAAAGAGCUGCUUACUUAUGGUUCUUUUAAAUAGUUUGUUGAUGCCCCAUUACUCUCAAAAUAAGAAAGGAGCUGUUUGCUUAUGCUUCUUAUCAUAUCCAACUCUGUUUCUGAAGUGUUUACAGUUUUAAAAUAUCGUUUUCAACUUCCCA
Messenger RNA from Daucus carota subsp. sativus, 1619 nucleotides. RefSeq names its product tabersonine-19-hydroxy-O-acetyltransferase-like. The transcript has a single exon. Bases 122 to 1501 code for a protein of 459 amino acids. The record is from RefSeq and is a predicted model, not a curated record. Lineage: Eukaryota; Viridiplantae; Streptophyta; Magnoliopsida; Apiales; Apiaceae.